UCCCACUGUUUCUUUCUUUGUAACAAUCGCUACAGCUGUGCAAAGUCUGAUCUAUUUUUUGUUUUUUAUUUUUCACACUAAAUUGCUUGGAUUUUGUUUGUUUUAGAGAGAAAUUAUCCACUCCCCCUUUCUUCCGUUUCUUAAGUUUGUUUUACAACAAUCUUUUGAACAUUUACAAUCUUUAUCUUUGCAUUUUCAUUUUCCUCGUUACUUGAUAGGUUGAAGUAGCAUACUGAUCAGAUUGAUCGUAAUCUGGUUUCUUUUUUUUUCCUUAUUUUGUCGUUUAAAUACCGCUUAUUUGACUGCGUUUCUCAUGUCCAUCGCUACUUCUUUUAGACCAGCAAAAGCUGCUUUAGCUUCUGGUUCUGCUCUCUCUUGCAACCGAUUUCUUCAAUCCACUUUGAACACUUCUUCAAAACAAAAGAGAAUGAACUCCACUGCCUCUACCGAACCUUUGUGCCCGAAGGGUGUUCAACCUGGUGAAUUCCGUCAAGAAUCUGACACCUUUGGCCCUGUCCAAGUUCCAGCUGAUAAGUAUUGGGGUGCUCAGACUCAACGUUCUCUUCAAAACUUCCGCAUUGGAGGUCCCGGAGAACGCCUUCCCCUUCCACUGGUCCAAGCCUUUGGUAUAUUAAAAUUUGCUGCUGCUUCUGUCAACAAAACUUUUGGCUUGGAUCCCAAGCUUGCUGGUGCCAUUGAACAAGCUGCUCAAGAAGUUAUUGAUGGUCGCUUGAACGAUAAUUUCCCCUUGGUUGUUUUCCAAACUGGUUCUGGUACCCAAUCCAACAUGAACAGUAAUGAGGUAAUUGCCAACCGUGCUAUCGAAUUACUUGGUGGUACCUUGGGCUCCAAGAAGCCUGUUCAUCCUAACGAUCAUGUCAACAUGUCUCAAUCUUCUAAUGACACUUUCCCCACUGUUAUGCAUGUCGCUUCCGUUUUGCAAAUUCGUAAGCAUCUCCUCCCCGCUAUGGAACUUCUUCGCAACUCUUUAAAGAAGAAGCAAGAUGAAUUUCAAGAAAUUAUCAAGAUUGGCCGUACCCAUAUGCAAGAUGCCACUCCGCUCUCUUUGGGUCAAGAGUUCUCCGGUUACGUUACUCAAAUGGAAUACGGCAUCGCUCGUGUCCACAAUGCCCUUCCUCGUCUUUCUCUUCUUGCUCAAGGUGGUACUGCCGUAGGUACUGGUCUUAACACAUUCAGUGGAUUUGACGUUAAGGUCGCCGAAAAAAUUUCCGAGAAUACUGGAAUUGAAUUUAAGACUGCUCCCAACAAGUUUGAAGCUUUGGCUGCUCACGACGCCAUUGUCGAAAUGAGUGGUGCUUUGAACACUGUUGCUUGCUCCCUCAUGAAGAUUGCCAAUGACAUUCGUCAACUUGGUUCCGGUCCUCGUUGUGGUUUGGGUGAGUUGAUUCUUCCUGCCAACGAGCCAGGUAGCUCUAUUAUGCCCGGUAAGGUCAACCCUACUCAAUGUGAAGCUUUAACCAUGGUUUGUGCUCAAGUUAUGGGUAACAAUACCGCCAUUACUUUCUCCGGUGCUUCUGGCCACUGCGAAUUGAACGUCUUCAAGCCUGUUAUGGCUAAAAAUCUCUUGAACAGCAUUCGCUUGCUCGGAGAUGCUUGCGAGUCUUUUACCGAACACUGUGUUGAUGGUAUUGAAGCCAGCCGUGAUGGCAUUGCUCGUCACUUAAAUGACUCUUUGAUGCUUGUCACUGCUCUUAAUACUCACAUUGGUUAUGACAAUUGUGCCAAGGUUGCCAAGACUGCUCACAAAAACCAAACUACCCUUAAGAAGGAGUUUGUUGACUUAGGUUUUGGCUCUGCUGAACAAUUUGAAGAAUGGGUCCGUCCCGAGUUAAUGAUUUCCCCUAAGAAGUAAAAGUGAUUUGUCUGCUAACACUUCCUUCGUAAAGUUGAUGCCUGUCAAAGUGAAUUUGUUGCCGCAUACUAUUUACUUUGUUCUUGUUGAUGAUGGUUAGACUUAAUUACAACACCCUUCUCACUCCCUAUAGGUACUAGAAAGUUUUGACUGUCUUAAAACUACUCCUAUGUUUUAAACUGGGAGUCAUAAAAUAAUCAGUAUAGUUUGUCGUAAACGUUAACAAUAAACUGAAAAUUCUUUUGAUAUUUCAACUUUCAACAAUUAUUCGCUUCCGUGAA
This is a messenger RNA of Schizosaccharomyces octosporus yFS286, 2154 nucleotides long. Its product is annotated as fumarate hydratase. NCBI's taxonomy places the organism in Eukaryota, Fungi, Ascomycota, Schizosaccharomycetes, Schizosaccharomycetales, Schizosaccharomycetaceae. The record is from RefSeq and is a predicted model, not a curated record. Bases 314 to 1873 code for a protein of 519 amino acids. The transcript is spliced from 3 exons. Gene Ontology annotation, cellular component: tricarboxylic acid cycle heteromeric enzyme complex; mitochondrion. Gene Ontology annotation, biological process: fumarate metabolic process; tricarboxylic acid cycle; malate metabolic process. Gene Ontology annotation, molecular function: fumarate hydratase activity.